Messenger RNA from Dreissena polymorpha, 1008 nucleotides. Its product is annotated as zinc finger MYM-type protein 2-like. Bases 1 to 1008 code for a protein of 335 amino acids. Gene Ontology annotation, molecular function: DNA binding. Gene Ontology annotation, biological process: DNA integration; DNA recombination. The record is from RefSeq and is a predicted model, not a curated record. The transcript has 3 exons. Lineage: Eukaryota; Metazoa; Mollusca; Bivalvia; Myida; Dreissenidae.
AUGCACCAUAUUGAAGUUGAUGUUCUUGACGACUACAUUUCCACCUUCAUAUUAUCACUUCAAAAAUCCAAUAGCACCGAGUAUGAGCCCACUAGUAUUCGAGGCAUCCUUGGCAGUCUUGACAGAAAACUGAAGAGGCAUCGUUUUCCAUACUCGAUAAUGGCUGGCAGUGGGCCCCAAUUUUCUCUGACUAGACAGACCUAUAAUGCCAAGAAAAAAAGCUUAAAGAAACAGGGUAAAGGGAACAGGCCAUGUGAAGCAGCACCACUAACAGAUGGAGAGCUUGAAGUCAUGUGGCAGAAAGGUGUCCUUGGAUCUCACAGCCCAACAGCGCUGGUGAACACUCUUUGGCUCAACAACUGUCUGCACUUUGGCCUAAGAGGCACUAAAGAGCAGUACAAUCUGAGACGGGGUGACAUUACAUUGAAAGCUGCUGUUGAUGGAACAGAAUAUUUGGACUAUAACGAACGGCAGACAAAAACCAGAACGGGUGAAAAUGUGGCAGAUGUGCGAAGAGUGACACCUAAGAUGUUUUCAACUGGAAAAAAUGAUUUGAGAAACCCUGUUGAAAUUUAUAAACUGUAUUCGCAGAAGCGGCCCACUGGUUUUUCGGGACCCGAAGACCCUUUCUUUUUGGCACCGAACACAGUUUUUGGAAAAGAUGCUUCCGGGACUAGUGGUGAGGGAGAGGUUACUUGGUUUAUCAGACAAAGGGUUGGGAUGAACAAAAUGGGAAAAAUGUUGAAAACAAUGGCAAAUGAUGCUGGAUUACAAGGGAACAAACGAUUAACAAACCACUCUACCCGGAAACAUCUUGUUCAAAAACUGAGGGAGCACAAUGUCCCACCAACGGAUAUUAUGGCAAUAACUGGGCAUAAAAAUGUGCAGUCGAUUAUUAAUUAUUCUUGUGUCAGUGAAGAGCAACAAAAAAAUGCUCAAACAUACUUGCCUGUCACACUCCACGUGCAAAUAACAUCAGCAGCUCUACCGCCUCUACAUCUCGUAUAG